AUGUUGGCCUUCGCCCUCUUCAGCCUUGCGAUUCUCGCCGCACGGUCGGCAGCAUUCAUAAUUCCAAGGCAAGCACCCGCGCCGCAAAAGCUCAUCCCCAUUGCCGUCGGUUCCAUGAGCGUCAACACCUCCCUGAUAUUCACCCCGAACGACGUGAAAGCAAAUCCCGGCGACGUGCUGCAAUUCCAGUUCUUCCUCACGAACCACACCGUCACGCAGUCGGCCGGGCCAUCGGACCCUUGUUCGCCCUUGCAGGCUAAGGUCCCCGGGGCGAUCCACUCGGGCUUCAUUCCAGGGGCGAUGGUCAACGGUUCAGAUACGGUCGGCGCCUUCGACGUCAUGGUCAUGGUCGUCAACGGAAAGCCUGGCGAUCUCAAUGCCUACAAGACAGCCGCACAAGCAGCAAAGGCCAACACACCAGGCACCACGGUCGCCGGGGGUACUGUUGGGCGGAUACCAAUGGCCAACGCUAUUAUUCCGCCUGCCUAG
Molecule: messenger RNA, 489 nt
Organism: Diaporthe citri
Lineage: Eukaryota; Fungi; Ascomycota; Sordariomycetes; Diaporthales; Diaporthaceae
Exons: 4
Coding region: 1-489 (162 amino acids)
Source: RefSeq, a predicted model, not a curated record